Meloidogyne enterolobii is the source of this 363-nucleotide messenger RNA. The record is from the annotation of a GenBank genome assembly. NCBI's taxonomy places the organism in Eukaryota, Metazoa, Nematoda, Chromadorea, Rhabditida, Meloidogynidae.
AUGUAUUCCUAUUUGCCAAUGAUUACCGAUUGGAUAAAUGCAAGCUCAAAAUGGGAUUCUAACAUGUAUGAAGCUAAUUUACUUGUAUUCCAUAAAAGCGAAUAUACAAGAAAAUUUCUUAAAUGGUUAGUAAAUAAAAAUGAAAAAUUAAAUUUGAAUAAAAGGGCUCUUCUCUGUGCAGCUACUCAAGAAUGUAUUGAGCCAGCUUCUUCAGCGCUUUAUUGUAAUGAUCACAUGUUAGGGUUAAUUGGAGUUUGUCAUAGACAAGACCAAAGUGUUUUUAAUAUUUUAAAUGUUAAUAGUGAAUAUCAGAGGUGGAGUGAAAAUAAUAAAGGUAACCGUAAAAAAAUAAAAUUGAAGUGA